Messenger RNA from Macrosteles quadrilineatus (aster leafhopper), 522 nucleotides. Its product is annotated as ubiquitin carboxyl-terminal hydrolase 21-like. Gene Ontology annotation, molecular function: cysteine-type deubiquitinase activity. Lineage: Eukaryota; Metazoa; Arthropoda; Insecta; Hemiptera; Cicadellidae. The record is from RefSeq and is a predicted model, not a curated record. The transcript is spliced from 5 exons. The coding region runs from base 1 to 522 and encodes 173 amino acids. Gene Ontology annotation, biological process: protein deubiquitination.
AUGAUUAAGUCACUACACUACAUCACUGCAGUACAGAGAAGGUACGUCAGCAACUGUACAUUAGUAUUGAGCAACUGUGGCACAGUCACUGCACUAGAGGAAAAAUUUGCAAAAAAAAAUCCUUACAUCAAUAUGGACGAGCAGCAAGAUACAGCAGAGUUCCUGGCGUCCUUUCUUAAUAUAUUAAAUAAUGAAGAAAUGUGCGAGGAAUGUUUCCGGCUUUUGUUUAAAGACCAAGAAAUAAGAGAAAGGGUCUGCCCCCAAUGCGAACAUGUGGGGGCAACCCAGAUGACCAAAAUCACGGAAAUUCCUAAAAUCCUGAUAGUACAGCUUAACAGGUUUGGAUUGGUUGGGGAGACAUGUCAGAAACUCACAAAUAGAGUGGAAUUCCCAAUAAGAGACCUGAGCAGGAACAAUUUCACAGAUUCUUAUUGUGAAUUGAGGUUAGAAACUAUGCAUACAAUAUGUUAUGCGAGGUUUCCGUUGAAGCGGCACGGUGACGCCGCAGAAAUCAGCGUGUAG